GAGGGCUACAGCCUGGAGAUUCUGGACACAUUUGCAUCUGAAUGGAUCACGAGCAAGUCCUGGGAGAAGCUGCCCAAAAACUUCUUUGCCCAGCGGGUGCAGGCAGAAGGUGCCCACCUGAAGGCUUUUGCAGCAGAGGUCUUGUUGGUCAUUCCCAUCCUAUAUAUGUUUGGCAUGACGGUUCUGCAGCCGGCCGGUGUUCUGCCAGAGCACGCCCGCUGCAUGGGGCUUAUGGCCCGCAUCCUUGCAAUCCUGCAGGCGGGAGACGACGCCGUGAGGCAUGUCCAUGAACUGACGGCGCUCAUCGGGGAGCACGCGCGUGCGUUUGCUUUGCUCUACGAGGAUUUGGCCAAACCCAAAUUCCACUGGAUGUUUCACAUUCCCCGUGGUUUGCGGCGCUUUGGCAACUACAGCUGCUUUGGGCCAGAACGGAAGCACCGAAUCGUGAAAACCAUUGCAGCCCAGGUCAUGGGCACUCACCUCGACCAGAACCUCUGCCUGCGUGCCUGCGCAGAAAUGCUGCGUUGCAUGCAGGAUGCAAGCUUGACUGCAACAUCCUUGCUCCCUCCUGUCACGGACAUACCUUGGGCUGUGGAUAUCUUGUCUGACAUGGCGGGCGACACGCAUGUCCAGAAGGUGGAACGGUCCCAGACAAUGAGGACAAAGCGUGCUUUGCUGGCAUCUGAUGACGUCGUCUUCUGCGAGGUCAAUGUGCUUUACAGAUGCCUCCCCAACGGCGACAUUGAAAUUAUCCGUCCGCUGGUCUGA
Messenger RNA from Symbiodinium pilosum, 768 nucleotides. The record is from the annotation of a GenBank genome assembly. Lineage: Eukaryota; Dinophyceae; Suessiales; Symbiodiniaceae.